CAAGAAUCCACCAAGGAAACUACCAAAUAGAACUCCAAGCCCAGCAGACCUUCCUCAAUUCCUCUUCAUAUUAAUAUUAUUACACUCCAACCUAGCGCCUAGGUAGUAACGGCCUAUCAAAUUUUAUUAACUCCUUCCUUAUAUCUAUAUCAGAAAGUCGUCAUCUGUGUCUCAUCCCACCUGUCCCGCCACUUCUUGUUACAUAAACACCAAGACUAAGCCAUAACUUGGCAUCGCCGCUCAUCUGCAUACUUGCAUCACGGUCUUACAAGCUCCCCAACAAACAUUCAACCCCCUAAACCUCAAAAUCACACAAUAAAAACAAGCGAAAAUGGCGAACGAGUGGCGUGAAUCUAAGUUGAGAAAUUUACCCCUUCAACCUAAGGCUUCUGCGAGACCUCCGUAUUCUAUCGAGUCGCCCGGUGCCGAAGCCAUCGAUGGAGAGACGAAGCCUCGCCGGCAUCCUCUAACAGCAGACGGACUCAUCACGAAACCAUCCGAUGAUAUCAAUACCAUCUAUGAACUUCUACGUGUGAGCGUAGCUAAAUAUGGCAACGCAAAGGCCAUGGGCUCGCGACGCCUUGUACGCACCCACCAAGAGACUAAGAAGGUGAAGAGGAUAGUGGAUGGCGCCGAACAGGAGAUGGACAAGGCCUGGACCUUCUUCGAACUAGGUCCCUACGAAUACCUCACGUACAAUGACUUCGAGAAGUUGGUCAUGAACCUUGGUUCUGGUCUCAGGAGACUCGGUAUGAACAAGGGAGACAGAGUUCACAUCUUCGCCGCCACGAGCGCCAACUGGCUUGCUACAUCGCAUGCCGCCGCUUCCCAAUCGAUGCCUAUUGUAACCGCCUACGAUACACUUGGCGAGGAAGGUUUGCGACAUUCUAUGGUUGCAACCGGUGCCAAGGCGAUCUUCCUAGACCCCCACCUGUUACCUACCCUCGGCAAUGUCCUCAAGGAUGCUACCGAAGUGCGCUAUGUCAUCUGGAAUAACCAACACCAGGUUAGACCCGAGCAUAUGAACAACUUGAAGAGCAACUACCCCCACAUCACUGUCAAGAGCUUCAAGGAGUUGGAGAGGCUCGGUAGGGAUGAUCCCGUCGAUCCUGUACCUCCUACCCCCGAAGAUCUUUGCUGUAUCAUGUAUACAUCAGGAUCCACCGGUACGCCUAAGGGUGUGCCCUUAAAACACAAGAACCUCAUCGCUGCUGUUGCUGGUGUCAGUGUUGUUGUCCAGCCAUUCGUUGGUCCGGGUGAUGGCCUAUUGACAUAUCUUCCCUUGGCCCACAUUCUUGAGCUUGUCUUCGAGAAUGCAGCUCUUUACUGGGGAUCGACUAUGGGUUACGGAAACCCGAAAACCUUGUCUGAUACCUCGGUCCGCAACUGCGCUGGCGAUAUUCGCGAGUUCAAGCCCUCUAUUCUUGUCGGUGUACCCGCAGUUUGGGAGUCGGUCAAGAAGGGAAUCACUUCUAAGGUUGCUUCCCAAGGGGCAAUUGCGCAGAACCUGUUCUGGGGUUCGUUGGCAUUGAAAGCUAGGCUAUUGGCGACCGGUCUGCCAGGAACUAGCGUACUUGAUUCAGUUGUAUUCAGGAAGAUUAAGGAAGCUACCGGUGGUCGGCUUAAGCUCUGCCUGAAUGGUGGUGGCCCCGUCGCGAAGGACACGCAACGAUUUAUUUCCAUGGCCAUCGCUCCGAUGAUUAUCGGUUACGGCCUCACAGAAACAAACGCCAUGGGUUCCCUCAUGAACCCCCUUGAAUGGUCAUCUGAGACAAUCGGUGCGAUGCCUGCAUGUAUUGAGGUCAAACUCGUCGACUUCCCAGAUGCGGGUUACUAUGCGACCAACAAGCCAAACCCGCAAGGAGAGAUCUGGAUUCGUGGCGAAAGUGUCCUCGAGGAAUACUACCAGAACGAAAAAGAGACCCAGGAGAACAUAGCACCCGGUGGCUGGUUCAAGACAGGAGAUAUUGGCGAAUGGGCCUCUAACGGCCACUUGAAGAUCAUUGACCGAAAGAAGAACCUGGUCAAGACUCUGAACGGCGAGUACAUCGCAUUAGAGAAGCUCGAGGCCAUUUACCGAUCAGCCCAUGUCGUGGCCAACAUCUGCGUAUACGCAGACCAGUCAAAGGCUAAGCCUAUCGCGAUUAUCGUACCCGCGGAACCGGCGCUGAAACAGCUCGCUGCGGAUAACGGGAUACAGGGAGGAAGCAUCGAAGAGCUCGUCCACAAUAAGAAGCUUAACGGUAUUGUAUUACGGGAGUUGCAAAACGCGGGACGAGCUGGUGGCCUGUCCGGCAUCGAAAUCAUCGAGGGUGUUGCCCUGUCGGACGAGGAGUGGACGCCAUACAACAAUCUCGUGACCGCCGCUCAGAAGCUUAACCGAAAGGGAAUUCUCAACAAGUACGAGAAGGAGGUGAAGGCGGCUUACAGCUCCUCGAGCUAGACGUUACAGAACCGUAAUACCUAGGGUAACUUUGUAGAGGGGUUUCGAAACAUGAGGGUAGACCGACACGGCGUGGUGCAGGGCAAGACUGCAACUGAGAGCGAACGGGGCGAGACGGGAUAACGUUGCGUUGCGUUUCCGCUUUCUUCUUUUCUUUCUCACGGGUCGGGGUCCUUUAAUGCGAUGAAUUUAUUGCCUGAGCGCGUCUUUACGUAUGUACGUUUAUACAUCUCUAGAGAGGUUAAGAUUGUAAAGGCUCGCCCCUUUUUUCUAUUAGCUAGCUGAGGCGUGAGCCGGGUCCUGGGAUUAAAUGAGAAUUCGGGUUAUUACUUCG
This is a messenger RNA of Annulohypoxylon maeteangense, 2777 nucleotides long. Its product is annotated as acetyl-CoA synthetase-like protein. The transcript has 3 exons. Gene Ontology annotation, biological process: long-chain fatty acid metabolic process; long-chain fatty-acyl-CoA metabolic process. The coding region runs from base 332 to 2443 and encodes 703 amino acids. Gene Ontology annotation, molecular function: long-chain fatty acid-CoA ligase activity. Gene Ontology annotation, cellular component: lipid droplet; plasma membrane; endoplasmic reticulum. NCBI's taxonomy places the organism in Eukaryota, Fungi, Ascomycota, Sordariomycetes, Xylariales, Hypoxylaceae. The record is from RefSeq and is a predicted model, not a curated record.